AUGUCGAAACGUGCAAACGAAAGUAGUUUGGAAUUUAUAGUGAAGAAAUUAAGAAAACUAGAAAAGGAAGUGAAACGUUCACGACAAGAAAAACGUGACUCCUUCACGUUAAGUUCUACAUCGUCAUCAAGCCAAUCCUCGGAAUCUUUGUCAAAUUCAUCGAGGUCAGCCACUUCUCAGGGAAUUAUUGCUAUUGGUGAAGAAGCCACCUCGAUCCCUAUGGAUCACAAUGAUACAAUUCCUCUCGAACAACCGACACCAGUGGAAAAUAAUGAGCAAAACGUUGUAUCCGAUAACGUAUCGGGUGAUCCGAUCGCAUCGAGCGUUCAUGAUGAAGGUGCUGCUAAUGCCGAAAUCCUGGAUAUAUUGGGUGCAGACCCAUCAGUAGCUAUCGAAUAUGGGCCCGAUAUUAAUAAGGAUGUGGCAACAAGAUUUACCCACGUGGCAACAGUGGGUUUAAACAAAGAUGUCCGUAAGGAACUUUUGAAGAAAUUCUUAGUUCCGGGGAACUGUACAAAUAUAGCUGCACCACAACUUAAUGCCGAGAUUAAGGCCACAGUCUCUGAACAGGUCGUCAAAAGGGACAAGGCUAUUGAAGCACGUCAGAAGCAAAUAGCAGCCGGCAUUUCAUCACUCGGAAAAAUAAUAUCGGAUCAGCUAUGUGCCACCGAGAAAAACAACGAUUUGAUCAGAGAUCUGAUGGAACUCGGACUUAAAGCCCGAAAUUCCCAAGUAACCAAAAGCUUCCACAUCGGCAAAUACAUCUGGCAAGAAUUUAAACUGGAAGGCGAGGGCCGCGACUCGCAGGCAGCCGACGGGCCCGCCGCCGCGUCACCAUCCGCCUGCCCAGCUGAACGUGCCGCCUCGCGGGAACUCGUCGCAAGGCUACACGCAGCGACCCAAGCAGACUCGCCGCCAAUAGACCCGCAAUGGCAACAUCCGAACCAACAUUACCCUGGUUGCCGGGGUCUUAUCCGGACUGCAUUGCUACAGCGAUGCGUGCCAGUCUCAGCCGUAGAAAUUAUGAUGGCUUCGUGGUCAAGUAACACUCUUAAGCAAUAUAAUGUUUACCUCAAACGUUGGUAUGACUUUUGUACGGAAAAUUCAGUAAACAUUUACGAACCAUCAAUUCCAAUCGUUAUAGAGUUCCUCACACAGAUAUUUAAUAAUGGUGGUCAAUAUAGAACUAUAAACAGCUACAGAGCCGCUCUCUCCUUAAUUGUUGGAAAUAUGUCGGAUGAUGAUAGAAUCACAAGAUUUUGUAAAGGGGUUUACAAGCUAAGACCACCAUUACCUAGGUAUAAUACCACGUGGGAUACAAACAUAGUUUUAAAUCACUUAGGCUCUUUGGCUCCUAAUGACAGUCUGACACUAGAACAGCUUUCAAAGAAAUGCACAACUUUGCUCGCUCUAGUUACAGCACACAGGGUGCAAACGCUGUCUAAAAUUAAAACUGAUCAAGUAAUUAUUUCUAAUGAUCAAAUAAUGAUAAGAAUUACCGAUUUGAUUAAAACGUCCAGAGCGGGUACAAGACAACCUAUCUUGUACUUGCCUUUCUUCAAGGAACGCUCAGAAAUAUGCCCUGCAGAGACGCUUAUUGUAUACAUGGACAGAACCAAAAACUUACGAAAUUCUGACAAACUAUUUAUAAGCGUACGGAAACCUCACAAUUGUGUUUCACCACAAACGCUCAGCCGAUGGAUUAAGGCCACCUUGAAAGAUAGUGGAAUUGACGUCUCUGUGUUUUCGUCCCACAGUACCCGACACGCCUCAACAUCCAUGGCGUUUAAGCUUGGCGUCAAUUUAGAUAUUAUAAGACAGACAGCUGGAUGGAGCGGCAGUUCCACUACCUUUGCAAAGUUUUACAACAGGCCGAUAGUUAAUAAUGAUGAUAACUCGGCCUUAGCAAGAACACUAUGUUCACUUUAA
Pararge aegeria (speckled wood butterfly) is the source of this 1929-nucleotide messenger RNA. RefSeq lists its product as uncharacterized. The transcript is spliced from 4 exons. Bases 1 to 1929 code for a protein of 642 amino acids. Lineage: Eukaryota; Metazoa; Arthropoda; Insecta; Lepidoptera; Nymphalidae. Gene Ontology annotation, molecular function: DNA binding. Gene Ontology annotation, biological process: DNA recombination; DNA integration. The record is from RefSeq and is a predicted model, not a curated record.